This is a messenger RNA of Seminavis robusta, 2702 nucleotides long. The record is from the annotation of a GenBank genome assembly. NCBI's taxonomy places the organism in Eukaryota, Bacillariophyta, Bacillariophyceae, Naviculales, Naviculaceae.
GUCUACAACUGACAUGUAAUACUACUCGAGUACUAGCUAGCUAGCUAGUAAUAGAAAGCCCAACCACGAAAGCAAGCAGCGCGGCAGCAACACAUUGCAGAGUUCUUCUUAUCGAAUCACGAGAAUGUGUGUUAGCAUCCCGGUCGCGGCCAAGCAGAUAUCUAUAGAAGAGGGCAGCUACAGCAACGACUCAAUAGUCAAGAAGUCUAAAAAGAUUUCAAGUCCACGGAAAGCUUUCCAUUGUUUUCCCCUUCCGUCAGUUGUCAUUCUUCUCCCAUAGAAUUCAAGCUUCACAAUUUUGCUUUUUCACUCUUUUUUCCGCAUUGCUCUGAUCAUCAUGUCGUUGGACAGUUUUCAAGAGAUCUUUUCGUCCUUGUUCAGUAGAGGAGGAGGUCGACGUCCCCAAGAACCUCACCAGCCAGGUUUAGAUGAUCAUGAUCAUCUCAAGAACCAAGCUGCUGCUCACCAAACCAAUGCUGCCGCCAAUGACAAUCUUAAGCAACCACCUAGUUGGCUGCUGCAGCCCCUGGCUGAUCCUGACAAUCAAGUGCGAUUGACCAUUGUCCAAAUCACAGAUGUAUACACCUUGGACAACUUUGCGUCCCUCAGAACCAUGAUUCAGACCAUUCGAGCUUCCAGGCAAAACAGUGCCAAUGACAAGGUAAUCACCAUGCUUACAGGAGACUUUCUAGCUCCGUAUCUCUUGAGUUCCAUUGAUCAUGGUAAGGGAAUGAUGAUGGCCAUCAACGAGACACCCAUUGAUUACCUUACCUGGGGCAACCACGAAGCUGAUAUCCCCCAUAAACAUGUCUGUCAGCAUGCCAAGAACUACCAAGGAACGUUUAUCAACUCCAACAUGCAGUCCCACGAUACCAUGCAGUAUCCAAACAGUGUUCCUUACGAGAUUAUUCAAGUCACCGAUGGACGGCACACGCGCAAGAUUGGACUCGUGGCGGUUCUAUCCAACGACCCCAAACUGUACUCCCACUUUAAGCAGCCCGCCUUUGGCGGAGCCACCAUUGAAGAUCCUUGGGAGACCUUGGCACAUUACAAAACGAUUCUCGAACAAGAACAUGGAUGCGACCUGGUCAUUCCCCUCGAGCAUUGCUACGUGCCAGAAAAUACCCGGACUUGCCAACAGUUUGAUUUCCCAUUGAUUCUGUCGGGACACGACCAUCACCGCAUCGAUCAGGUCAUCCAAGGGACACGGCUCAUCAAACCGGGUAUGGAUGGUGUCCACGCCAGUGUUGUGGAAAUUGUCUUUGACAAGCGUAGCCCCAAGCCGAGUAUUCGUUCCACCUUUGUGGAAACGGCACUCUAUCCGCCGUGUCCCAUUCUGAAGCAAAAGACGGACGCUGCCUAUGACGUCCUCUUGCCACUCCGCAACACCAUGCUCGCCAGUGUCUUGCCGAGUUUCCGGCCACUCACAUCCAAAAAUGCACGGGGAUCCACCUGUACCAUGGGAAAACUGGUUUGUAGCAUGCUCAAACAAGCACUCUGGCAGUCACAGCAACGAUCCAACAGCAAUGACGACGGUGACAACUCUUUGGCACCGGUGUCUUUGGCACCGGUGGUAGACGCGGUGAUCCUCAUGGGAGGCAACAUUCGUGGCAACGAGGAUUAUCCAGACGACAGCUUCUUCUCACUCGAAACCCUCGAGGCUGAAAUCAAGUCCGAUGAAGUCAUUGGAUUCGUCGACAUGCCCGGGCACAUUUUGGCAGCAGGGAUUGAAGCCACGCACAGUGGAGAACCCAUUCCAGGUUGGUUCCAGUACGACGAUGGCAUUGCCGAAGCAAACGGAAAAGUUACGACUGUGGGAGGCAAACCGCUUGAGCCACACCGUGUCUAUCGAGUGGCGACCAAAAUCAAGGAUCUCACGAAUGGACAAAGUCCUCCAUUCACGGCCUACUACAAGGUACACCCCGAACUGUUGCCAUCCAAGGGACAGUACAUCAACAUUCAUAGCGAGCUAAUGGCCUUCUUCGCCCGAGGCAUGUUUCGAAAGCUGUGGGAGGCAACCGGGGAUCUUAUUAAUCCCGAGGUUGCAGACGUGACAGUACACGACAAUCAAAAACCAAGUUCUCCGGAGCGGUUAGAAGGAAAACUACGCUUGUCCGUGUUGGAUCGGGAUCAGGAUGGGUACGUGUCGGUCGACGACAUUCACCUCGCACUCAGAGAUUAUUUGGGGCUCUCGGUCGACGACAACUACAAGACGUUGGCGGAACACGUCCAUGAGUUGGCAGAUGCAACGGGCAACGGACAAGUGACGGUGGAAGACUUUGAAGUCUUUUGUAGAACGGGCAUACCGCGGGAAGUCAAACUGCAAGAACCCAAGUGGAACCAAGUCUUUCCCGAUCCAUUACCCGAGAUCAGCCCCGUGCAUGGACUGCAUGGACUGUACAGUGGUAAGAGCCACCUCUUGGAUGCUCUUAGCGACACGACAGCUGGAGAAAGCAGUACUGGUACCGAGGCCAAGGACGAUACGAACGACGAUAUCACCGGUACAGACCAGGACGACAAUGAAAGUAGCCUUGGCGACCACUUCCCGGACAACAGACCGUUCAUCAAACGACACAACACUGAACCAACCGAACCUCUUGCAGCCAUGGCAGAAGGCGCAGCAGAGCCACCGUUGUCAGAGAUCACCGUUCAGCUAGUCGAGUAGUCGAGUAAUAUCUAUAAUCGAACCACUUUCUGAAUCC